AUGAAUGAAAAUUUAGGAACCAUUCAACAGGCUAACACUGUUGUAUUCCCAGCUAAAUCCGCUGAGAAAAAGGUCGUAGAUCGUAAGAGGUUGGCAGAAAACUUGAGAAGGUCCAUUGAGGCACAUAAGAAUAGGUUGGCCAUGGCAAGAAAAUCUUCUAAACAAGAACCAUCCAGAUCAACAACUGAAUCAAGAACUACAUUAGGGAAUAGGUAUAUACAUAAUGUAAGGAAAUUUGGACAUGAUACUGCCUCUGAACAAAUUCAUGUGCCCACCUCAAUGAAGCAUACUCAGAGUUCACUUAACAAAAUUCAUGCCACUGCAACUAUACCGUAUGUCAAUCCAAAUUGCAAGGUGCAUGGUAUUAAUAACAAUGGAAUAUCAAGUUUGAAUGAGCCUAGUCCAAUGAAUAUUCAGAUUGUAACCCCUAAUGCAUCUGGGAACAGUGCAGGAUUUGAUAAUCAUAGCGUACAAUAUUGCAGCGCUAGAGUUUGCGUAAAUUCACCGUCAAGUGAUACUGCUAUAGGUAAUACAGCUUCCAUCGAUGAUAAACAUGUUUUAAAGAAUGCUGAAUUAUCUGAAAAUGGCACUAUCAAGGAUACAUCCUCCGAUGAUCUCAGAAAAUUGAUAUUAGGGUCGGGUAUUUCGGAAGACAACAUAUUGGAGCUUUUGAGGCACGUUGUGAUGGAAAUUUUAACGGGAAAACAAUCAGUAACCCAGACCAGUAUUGAAAAUGAUCCAGGUAUUAAAAAUCUUUUAUCGUAUUGUUCUAAUAAUAAUUCUACGCAAACAUGCACAGAAUCUACUGGAAAACAGGACAAAUUGAUGAAUUUACUAUUAAACUGUAUUUCUACCUCAAUAGCUGCAUCAACUAAGGAGGAUACUAUUAAUAGCUCUAGAAGUAACAAAAGUGUUAAUGUAGAAAUAAAUUUGAAUAUGCAAAACCCUGAUACAGAAGGAACGUUUGAAACUAGCAGGCCCAUAGAAAACAAAGAACCUGUUACGAUUGAACCAGUUUUUAACAAAAAUUCAGAGGGUGUAUCUGAGAUUAAAGAAUCAGUUUCAUUACUGGAUAGACUAAAAACAUGGGCUCCAAACCUGGGUUUUUUCAAGGGUAAAUCUAAUAUAUGCGGGGACUGCACUAAAGCUGCCCUAGAGAUAGGAUCAUUGACGGCCAAGCAUAGUUGCAAUUUGGGAUGGGCUACCCAGGAGCCGGAUGCUAACGCAAAAAAUUAUGCUUAUCUACAUGUCCCUAGCGUUAACAACGAUAUCAAGACGCAAUUAGAUUGUAAAUUGGUUCCGAAUCUUCGUAAAUCCAUAUUUAAGCCAAGGUAUCAAACUAGAACAUCAACAAACCAAGGUGAUGGUACAUAUCCGAGAAUAGAAUCUAGGAGCAUUUCCAUGCAAGGAACUAGGAAUAUAAAUAUUCCGAUUUUAAAUUCAUCUGCACAAAAUGUAGGAUCUAAUACUAUUGUGCCUGAUAUGCAACGAUUUCAGAAUUAUAGCAACGGUAAACAUUUGACACCAAAUCCGAUUCCAACUGACUUUGGUGGAAAGUAUAUUGCAAAUGAGAACAAUAAUGGUUAUUUUGUAUCACAAAAUAUCUCUUCUGUGCGUGCUUCGAAUAUUAUGCAUGAUAAUCACUCUUCUUACAACAGUUUUAAUUGUCAUAGCGAAAACUUCUUCUCACAACCACAUUUCGUUCCACUGAAGAUGGGAACAGCGCCAUUAAAUAUGCAGGAUAUUAAUACAAAUUCCACACCUAGUUGGACACCAAAGGCUACUUUUAUUCCUGCAACACGCGCAUUUCAUAACGCUCCUCGCAUUAUACACCCGGUGAAUACCGGUAUUCCCAGUUAUGUGCAGGAUUUAUAUGGAGCAAGGAACACACAUGUGGGUCAUACUUGCGCUAUACAUGGAAGUCCUAUAGAUUUAAGCAACGGUUGGAACCCAAAUUCACAACUUGUGAGCUCCAAGAGUGUUGUUGAUACACUCAACUUCCUAGGAAAGCUUAAUCAUAAAUAUUAG
This is a messenger RNA of Theileria equi strain WA, 2028 nucleotides long. RefSeq lists its product as hypothetical. The coding region runs from base 1 to 2028 and encodes 675 amino acids. Lineage: Eukaryota; Apicomplexa; Aconoidasida; Piroplasmida; Theileriidae. The transcript has a single exon. The record is from RefSeq and is a predicted model, not a curated record.